AUGGCCGCUUUGCCCGAUCUUACCGACUGGCUUGUCGACUCCAACGAUGCGCUCAAUGUGAGCCUGGUUUCUCCGUCCAAGUCUGGACUCCGGCUGGUCGGCUCCUUUCAUCCCAGCUUUACGUAUCCCAUUUUUGGCGACGAGGAGAAGAUAUUUGGGUACAAGGACCUGAAGAUUAGCUUGCGAUUCCGAGCUAAUGAUAUGCGGCCACAUUUGGAAACGACCUACAGCAAAAAACUAAGCCCAUCAGCCGGCGUUGAAGAACCCACCGAUAUCAACGCUGUGCUUCAAACAGGAAAUCACUUGCCCAAAGUCGCUUUCGUCAAGAGCUCCGAUUUCGAGAGUAGCUCUCAGCAGCUUGGCGACAAUUGGACGCCUCCUGGCACCCUACAAGAGACCAUCGACGGACCCGACGGCCAGUAUGAAAUUUGGAAAGGCAGCCUGGAAGACCCGGCUAUCAAGCAGCUGAACUCGCGGAUUCAGAUUCUGGUGCCUAUGCUCAUCGAAGGUGGUUCGUACAUCGGCCAGAACCCCGAGUCGGACUCGUCUGACAUCGACCUGUCCGAUGCAAACCGUUGGACAGUCUUCUUCCUCUACCGUACACAAAAGUCAGAUGAUGAACCGGAUAAGAAGUCAUACGUCUUUGUUGGAUACUCGACUGUGUAUCGAUUUUUCUACUUUGGCCGACCUCCUACUCCGCCACCAGAAUCCGGAGACAAGUGGGAAUUGCCAGAUGGAAGCUUUGACUUGUCAAACCUUCCAUGCAGAACUAGGCUCUCUCAAUUCAUUAUUUUGCCACCAUUCCAGGGCAAAGGCAAUGGAGCCAAGCUGUACAAAUCAAUAUUCCAACACUACCACAAACAUGACCAAACGCACGAGUUCACGGUUGAGAACCCGAAUGAAGCAUUUGAUGAUCUGCGAGACGUUUGUGACCUCACCUUUCUCAAGACAAUCCCGGAUUUCGUUGAAUUGAAACUGGAUUCGUCAGUCACGAUUCCCAAGAAGGGUCCUGUGCCCAAUCUGGUUGUUGGAGGAGACAAGCUUGAGGAAAUCCGCUUGAAUGCAAAGAUUGCUCCACGACAAUUUCACAGAGUACUGGAAAUGUACCUGAUGUCUCAGCUUCCUUCAUCUGUGCGACCCUCCAUGGCGCUGGAUGACGACCGUCCAGCCCCCACACAGGCGGAUAAGCACUUGGAAAGGCUGUGGCAACUGAUUGUGAAGCAGAGAUUGUACAGGCACAACAGAGAGGCUCUGUCCCAAAUCGAACAAGCUGAACGCAUCGACAAGCUCCAGGAGACUUUGACUGGUGUUGAACUAGAGUACGCCCGCAUUCUGGCGGCCUAUGAACGAGCUGCUGGCCAUGGUCUUGGCCCCAGUCAAUCGAACGGAAAGCGGAAAUUAGACGAUGAUGCUGGAGAGAAGACCGCAAGCAAAAAGGCAAGAGUAGAAGACGCUUGA
Metarhizium robertsii ARSEF 23 is the source of this 1458-nucleotide messenger RNA. RefSeq names its product Acyl-CoA N-acyltransferase. The transcript is spliced from 3 exons. Gene Ontology annotation, cellular component: nucleus. The record is from RefSeq and is a predicted model, not a curated record. NCBI's taxonomy places the organism in Eukaryota, Fungi, Ascomycota, Sordariomycetes, Hypocreales, Clavicipitaceae. Gene Ontology annotation, molecular function: histone binding; histone H4 acetyltransferase activity. Gene Ontology annotation, biological process: subtelomeric heterochromatin formation. Bases 1 to 1458 code for a protein of 485 amino acids.